AUGAUGAUUACAAAGGAGUGUAGCGCCAUACUUCAGAAUCGCAUGCCAGAGAAGCUGAACGACCCAGGAAGUUUUGUUUUGUCUUGCAAGAUCGGUUCUACACACUUCCAUAGAGCACUUUGUGAUUUGGGUUCAAGUGUGAACCUAAUGCCUUACUCAGUGGCCAAGCUAUUGGGCAUCACUGACUUCAAACCUACAAAGAUAUCUCUAGUCUUUGCAGACAGAUCUGUUCGCCGCCCUGUUGGUGUUAUUAUGGAUGUUCCAAUCAUGGUUGGAGAUUGCUACAUCCCUGCUGAUUUUGUAGUUCUUGAGCUGGAACACCAACCUAAAGACCCUCUUAUCUUGGGAAGGCCAUUCCUAGCUACUGCAGGAGCUAUAAUAGAUGUCAAGAAUGGAAAGAUUGACUUGCAUCUUGGAGAUAUAGUGAUGAAUUUCGAAGUAAACAAGUCUAUGGAGAAGUCAACUGUAGAUGGUCAAGCUUUUUGGAUUGGAGAGCUCGCAGAGACAAGAGAAGAAGUGCUGGAUGAACUCCUUCUUAUUGAUCCCUUAGAGCUAGCUUUGACAAAGGCUGAGACUGAGUAUGAAUACAUGGAAAGAGAAGCUCAGUGCUUAGUCAAGUUCAUGGAUUCCAAGGAAGCUUAUAAACCCUAA
Microthlaspi erraticum is the source of this 651-nucleotide messenger RNA. Lineage: Eukaryota; Viridiplantae; Streptophyta; Magnoliopsida; Brassicales; Brassicaceae. The record is from the annotation of a GenBank genome assembly.